Rhododendron vialii is the source of this 1235-nucleotide messenger RNA. RefSeq lists its product as uncharacterized. The record is from RefSeq and is a predicted model, not a curated record. Bases 199 to 1086 code for a protein of 295 amino acids. NCBI's taxonomy places the organism in Eukaryota, Viridiplantae, Streptophyta, Magnoliopsida, Ericales, Ericaceae. The transcript has 5 exons.
GAGAGAGAGAGAGAGAGAGAGAGAGAGAGAGAGUUGCAGUAGCAUGAGGAGAUCCUGACCCUACAUCUCAGUUAAGAAUUUAACUACUUUCCACCGUUGACAUAAAAGAUGCAGUCAUCACUGGAUCCCACUUCCCAAAUUUUUUUGAACCUUCUCUCUCUCUCUCCCACACUCCACUAGGCCAAAAUCAAAGAAGGAAUGGACAGAGCUACACCAAUAAGAAAACCCCACACAUCCACCGCCGAUUUGCUGACGUGGUCAGAGGCUCCUCCGCCGCCCGCCACCGACUCCGCCAACGCCUCCCGUCCUCACCAGCCGUCGGAUGGGAUCAGGAAGGUGGUGUUUGGAGGUCAGGUGACCGAUGAAGAAGCCGAGAGCCUAAACAAACGGAAGCCUUGCUCAGGGUAUAAAUUAAAGGAAAUUACUGGAAGCAAAAUAUUUGCUGGUGAAGAUGGAGAGCCAGAAUCUGGGGACAGAACAACAGUUCGGACUUAUCAGCAAGCAAUGAAUGGAAUAAGCCAGAUAUCAUUUAGUGUAGAGGAGAAGGUUUCUCCAAAGAAACCUACCACUCUCCCUGAAGUGGCAAAGCAGCGUGAGUUAAGCGGGACCCUUCAAAGUGAUGCAGAUGCAAAAACUAACAAGCUGCUGUCUGAUGCAAAGAGCAAGGAACUGAGUGGGAAUGACAUUUUUGGCCCUCCUUCGGAAAUUCCUCCGCGAUCAUUGGCUGCAACACGCACCUUGGAAGCCAAAGAUAACAAAGACAUGGUCGAACCUGCACCAAGGAAUGUGCGGACAUCUGUCAAAGUUUCUAAUCCUGCCGGAGGUCAGAGUAACAUCCUAUUUGGCGAAGAACCAACAGUCAAGACUGCAAGGAAAAUACACGACCAAAAGUUUGCAGAGCUUACGGGGAACAACAUCUUCAAGGGAGAUGUUCCUCCUGGGUCAGCUGAGAAACCACUGAGCACGGCUAAGCUCAGAGAAAUAAGUGGCAAUGAUAUAUUUGCUGAUGGAAAGGCGGAAUCUAGAGACUACCUAGGAGGCGUUCGCAAGCCACCUGGUGGCGAGAGCAGCAUUGCCUUGGUUUAAUGUGUUACCUUUAUUUCCUUAUGCAUUUGCCACGAUGUUUGGCCCCUCUAUUCCCCAGUGCGCCCCUUGACAGACAUUUUUUUAUUGGUGAAACGUACUUGGACUGCUAAAUGUAGUUUGUUGCAUUAAAAACAGUUUUAGUGCUUUAA